AUGAUUUUCUUUCAGGCUGCAGGUCUUGUCUAUCGAUGGACGAACUUACAAAAGGUUAAUUUAGUACCGCUUGAGGUCGCUGAGAUAUUUGGUCGCGUGCUUGGACCUUUCCUACGUAGUGAAGCUCCCAAUGAUGCCUUGAAAUCUGUUGGUGCCACUUUAGAACUUCAAAGACAAGAGGCUCUUGAUAGGGAGGAACAGGCCUUAAUGGAUUUGAGACGUACACAAUUUGGCAACAUUCAAAACCUCAUUGAUAUGGGCUUUUCUGAGGAAAGGUCUCACCUGGCAUUGGCAGCUGCACGUGGGGAUAUUUACGAGGCGGUUAACCUUCUACAGGACCCAUCUUUUGAUUCGCAUUAA
This is a messenger RNA of Hydatigera taeniaeformis, 360 nucleotides long. NCBI's taxonomy places the organism in Eukaryota, Metazoa, Platyhelminthes, Cestoda, Cyclophyllidea, Taeniidae. The record is from the annotation of a GenBank genome assembly.